GGCAGUACGAGUGUCUUGAUAUUACACAAAACGAUUGAGUAGACUGAUAAUGAACUACAGGACAGGUUUUGUGUGUGUCUGGAUUUUCACCUUGAUGGCAAAUGGAGAUGCAAGGCGCUCUCAAAGGAAACACGCGGCCAGGGUUUCGUGCAGGCCCAGAGAGCUGAUCGCCCUCACCAAAACCCAGAUGGAAGCCAGCCUGGCAGCUUUUGACAAUACCAACGGGAAGCACCUGGGGACGUGGUCCCCCGGCUUCCCCGAGCUCAAGGUCCACCGGGACUCCCCUGUCAACGAGUCAAAGGUGCUGUGCAGCCUCUCCUUCAUGGCUCAAGGCCUGGAAGAAGUCUUGGAGGACCAGAAAAACGACCUCAAUCCAACCGCCGAGUCGCUCCACAAGAAGCUGCGGGACACCAUCUCCACCGUCAACAUGCUGGCAGCGUGUCUGCGGAGCGUCCUCCAUGGCGAAUGCUCCCCGGAGCCGUCGCCGCCCACGCUGCCAGAGCAGGCUUUCCAGAGGAAGCAGUGGGGCCACACGCUGCUGAAGACAGCCAGGGAGUAUCUCAACUGGCUGCAGCACAACUUUGUCCAUCGCGUUACACAGAUCAGGGUGAGGAACGGGAGACACAGGGGCAGUAAGCCCCGCCAGUACUUAGAAGGGAGCGGGUACCACCUGUAG
Molecule: messenger RNA, 676 nt
Organism: Salarias fasciatus (jewelled blenny)
Lineage: Eukaryota; Metazoa; Chordata; Actinopteri; Blenniiformes; Blenniidae
Exons: 3
Coding region: 50-676 (208 amino acids)
Source: RefSeq, a predicted model, not a curated record